AGCCCAUCAAGUUCGGACUGACCUCUCUACUCCCACUGUCCCGGAGCGUCCGAAUCUACACCUGGGCAUCUGACGGAAGAUGGUGGAUAAACCUGAUCUCAGAAAAAAGUUAGAAUUCAGGAAGCUACUGCAACAAGUGUCCGAUGGCUUAGGUGCUGAGAACCUGAAGGCCCUAAAGAACUUGUGCUACGAUUUCAUCCCGAAAACCCAACUUGACACCAUAGAUGUUGGGUUAGAUGUGUUCAAUGUCCUUAUAGAGCAAACUUUAAUAGGAGCUGAUAAUGUAGCGUUUCUGUGUGAGCUGCUGGAUGAGAUUGGCCGAAAGGAUCUCACAGACAAAGUCAAGACUUACGUUGAGCGAAUGGAAGCUCCAUCUGAACUCUCUUCACAAUACGUCCAGACUCUAGACAGACCCAUACUCAAAGCAAUUGCUGAUGAGGUAGGGAAAGAGUGGAAGAUGUUGAGCCGUCAUCUCAAUGUGGAUGAGGUUGACAUAGACAGCAUCAGUCGAGAACACCACGGUGACCUCAAGGAGGCAGCACUCAAAGCAUUGUUAAAAUGGAAAGUGACUGCAGGAGACAAAGCCACACCAAAAGCCCUCAAAAAGGCCCUAGUGGACAUGAAGUUGAUGGCUAUUGUACACAAGUACUUUGCUGCUGCUUAAGUAUAUAUUGAUGUUAUUGUAUGUACUUUGUUUUUGUUUUUUCACGCACCUACGGCACAUUAAUUUUGGACAAUAGUGCUCAAAUCUGAUGAAGAAUAAUAAUGCUCAUUUAGUCUAAACAUAUUUUUAUUUCACCAGUUGUUGCCAGCAUUUUGGGAAAAACUAAAAGAGCGGUGAAGUUUUUAGUUUAAGGGCUGAUAAAUGAGACCUGUGUGACAGAGGAGUGGUUAAAGAUGAUGAUGACGAUGAUGAUGACUGAACAACUUGUUGAGGGGGAGUGGAUAGGUUAACCCUAGCCUCUGGAGUUGACUGGAAAGGAGUCCUGAUAAGGCCUCUCAAAAGGAGUUCAUCAACGAAGGCACUGUCUCCAUCAGCUCCCUUGGCUUCGUCCUCCUCCCAGUCCUCCCCUCCUAGUACCUCGGCAGCCUGACUCCAGAAUGCCUCAUCUUCAUCAACACAUGGUGAUGACAUUGUUUCCUGAUCCAUCGUGCAACGUGUUGGUGAGUGAUCAGUAUGGUGGACCAAUAAGUUGCCAGAGUCAACAUGUUCUGGAGAAGAGCUCUGGCGAGUACUGCACAAUUGUGAUGCAACCGUCAGUAAUCUCUGUACUUGUGUU
This is a messenger RNA of Geodia barretti, 1280 nucleotides long. The record is from the annotation of a GenBank genome assembly. Lineage: Eukaryota; Metazoa; Porifera; Demospongiae; Tetractinellida; Geodiidae.